UGCCGCACGGCACAAACAUCCUCCUCCAUGACCAGCGGUCUAACGAUGGAUCACACUUUCCUGCCUCGGUCCAUCUGGACCGGUGACGGCAAAUUCCUCCAGCAUCCAGCGGAUCUCUACACCAGUGUGGCCGUUACGCGCAGCAUCCCUGCAGGCACGUGCUUUGGUCCGUGUGUUCUCCAAAAUACUUUCUACGACACGAUCGCCUUCAUAGCGCAGAAAUCUUGCGACAAGAGAGCAAAAUCCUAUGUGUUCAGGGUGGACCCGGAGGUCAUGCGUAAUUCUGCGCUGGUGCUGUCCUGGCUGCGGCUCGUGCAAGCUGCGCGCAACAGAGAGGAGCAGAACACAGAGGCCUUUCUGAAGGCGGGUCAGCUGUAUGUGCGGACCAUCCGGAAUAUACAGCAGGAGGAAGAGCUGCUGGUGUGGUACGACCAGGAACUGUCUCAUCUACUGGGCUUCACCGACAUGAUGAGAGGAUCAAGUGAAGAGUUCAAAUGUGGAAGAUGUAACCAGAUUUUCAAGUAUGAGUAUCCUUUCCUGGCUCACUGCCGUUUCCUGUGUACUCAAGUGAAGACUGACACCUGGAGCCGCGAGAUUUACGAGCACAAGCAUGUGGAAAUUAAGAGGCAACACCGAGUGACAGAUUUUCACAACAUCGCGAGAGAUUUGGAGCACAAAAAAUCUGGCAAAGACGAAGACGCAGAGAUUUCGCCGAAGAGAAGGAAACACGAGGAACCUCUUUUUCCCAAAGGAAGGAAAACAGUUCUGUUGGAGAAAACAAACAUUUCAAAUGACGACAAUAUCACACUGAUUAAGGGCUACGAGCAGGCAGCAGGAGACGCGUCCUCCUCCGAGGGAAAACUGAAAGCUGAUAAGGUCAAACAGGAUAAUUUGGGAUGUAAAAAUGAUGCUUUUACGCACAACAGAGAGCUGGACGCGCGGUCGGGGACAGGUGAGAGCUCUAGUGUGUACUCAAGCAGCAGCAGCGCGUUCUCUCUGGUCCUGUCCAACAACCAGGGUGAGCAGAAAAGCGCUUUCUGCAAACCGAGUAAAAGAACUUCCCCUAUUGACCCCCAGGCGCAUCUGAGCAGCGCUUCAACAGCCCCCUCUAGCCGCCUAGAGGAGAUGACUGACGCCUUCACCUCCAGGACUGUUAUGGGAUACAACAAUCUGAUGGCAUCCAACAUCCUGAGCGGUGACUUGCAGACUGUCCCCUCCCCGGUUGCGUUGAACAAUGCUUUCCAUUACGCACCGGAGCAGUGGUCGAGGAACAUUGGCGUCCAGCUGCAGUCCACAUCUUCUCUCACCAUCCUCCCACCCACUUUCACCUCUUUCGGCGUGUCGGUGCAGAACUGGUGCGCCAAAUGCAACCUGUCCUUCCGCAUGACAUCUGACCUCGUUUUCCACAUGCGAUCCCACCACAAGAAGGAGUUCGCUGCGGAGUCGCACGUGAGGAGGAGGAGAGAGGAGAAACUCACCUGUCCGAUCUGCCACGAAUACUUUCGUGAGCGGCACCACCUGUCCAGACACAUGACCUCUCAUAACUGAAAGAAAGGACUCAAAAACUUUAUUUAUUUCCUUAAUAAUGCUCAUAUUUAACAGGUUUAGACUCCGGAUUUGGUGUAAAUCAGUGAAUGUAGGUAGAAAAUGUAAAGAAAAAAGCAAAACGUGGCUGUCACAGUCUGUCCACUAGAUGACGAUAGAGGUAUGUGUAAACUGAUCUCUCGUGCGCGCGCGCGCGUGUGUGCGUGUGUGUGUUAGGUUGAUGGUUAUUUUUGUGCCUUAUGGGACUCAGGAGGGUAGAAGGACGGAGAGAGAUGUGGAGGACAGCUCAUGAUUGUCACAAAUAUCUCGACGUUUAUUUAUCAGCUUUUCUCUGCUCUGGUUUGUACAUGAGAUGUGGCCGAGUGUGUUUGCACAUUCGCUUUGAAAUCUAAAAUUAUGGAAAUGAAACUGACGCGUCGAGUGUUUUGUUCCAUCAUGUUGGGUGUCAGUUUUGUCCGCUCCAACAGGCGGCGACUGAGACCAACUUUUCUCUUUCAUCCUCUGUAGAGUACUCAAUAUA
Molecule: messenger RNA, 2065 nt
Organism: Plectropomus leopardus (leopard coralgrouper)
Lineage: Eukaryota; Metazoa; Chordata; Actinopteri; Perciformes; Serranidae
Gene: znf488
Product: zinc finger protein 488
Biological process (GO): oligodendrocyte development; regulation of DNA-templated transcription
Cellular component (GO): nucleus
Molecular function (GO): protein binding
Source: RefSeq, a predicted model, not a curated record